Messenger RNA from Paraglomus brasilianum, 144 nucleotides. Lineage: Eukaryota; Fungi; Glomeromycota; Glomeromycetes; Paraglomerales; Paraglomeraceae. The record is from the annotation of a GenBank genome assembly.
AUGUUUUGGUUUUAUCUUUACUUUUUUAGUCGCAAUCCUGUUGAAGGUUUACUUGCUCCCCAAAACCCCUUUGUCUUGUAUGGAGUGUUGGGUAUACAGAGUUUGGCUAGGGAAGGGGCAGGGCGUCAAACCUGUUUAUUAUAA